This is a messenger RNA of Menidia menidia (Atlantic silverside), 1122 nucleotides long. NCBI's taxonomy places the organism in Eukaryota, Metazoa, Chordata, Actinopteri, Atheriniformes, Atherinopsidae. The record is from the annotation of a GenBank genome assembly.
CUUUUAUUCUGUCUUGUUAUUUUGCAGUACUUCACCAGCCGUCUGAAAGACUCUCCAUCGGUCAACCAGACCGAGGCAGCAGGUGACCAGCGCAGCGUCCUGGAGGCCAAAUUUAACAACGUGAUGACGCUGUGUGCAAUGCUGCCGCUGCUGCUGUGCACCUGCCUCACCUCCUUCCUGCAUUCACUUGUUUCUCAGCGCCUUCGUGUGAUGGGCAGCCUGAUUGUCAUCAUGUUCGUCUUCGUCCUCACCGCCAUCCUGGUCAAAGUCCAUCUGGAGCCGCUGGCCUUCUUCUGUGUGACCAUGGUGAAAAUCAUCAUUAUCAAUUCCUUCGGGGCGGUGCUGCAGGGCAGUCUGUUCGGGAUGGCGGGAUUGUUGCCUGCUCUCUACACCACCCCCAUCAUGAGUGGUCAGGGACUCGCUGGAACCUUCGCAGCCUUCGCUAUGAUCUGCGCCAUCGCAAGUGGGUCUGAAAUGCAGGACGCAGCCUUCGGUUACUUCAUCACAGCCUGUGGUGUCAUUUUCCUGUCUGUGCUCUCCUACAUCCUGCUGCCCAAAAUGGAGUUUUACCAGUUUUAUCAGGAAAAAAACAAGAAGCAGCCAUCCGAAGAUGAACAGACCUCAGUCAGUCUGGUAAACAAAGACACUAAAGAUACAGCAGAUGAUCAGUGGAGACAGCAUGAUAUCUCAAUGAUGAAGAUAUUUAAGAAGUGUCUGCAGAACGAGCUGUACUUCAUCCCAGUCAGCUGCUUCUUGCUCUUUAACCUGUGUGACUGGGGUGGGCGGAGCCUAACCGCCGUCUGCAUGUGGCCCAGCAAAGAAAGCGUGAUUCUUCCCGUUUCCAUCCUGUGUCGCGUGGUCUUCAUCCCCCUCUUCAUGUUGUGUAAUGUCCAGCCUCGUUUCAACCUGCCCGUCUACUUCCAUCACGACGGCUUCUUCAUCGUUUUCAUGGUGCUCUUCGCCUUCAGUAACGGAUACCUGGCCAGCCUGUGCAUGUGCUACGGCCCAAAAAAUGUUCUUCCUCAUGAAGCUGAAACAGCAGGAGCCAUCAUGGCCUUCUUUUUGUCCCUGGGUUUGGCUUUGGGAGCCGCGGUGUCUUUCAUCUUCAGAGCUUUGGUCUAA